Molecule: messenger RNA, 224 nt
Organism: Acanthoscelides obtectus
Lineage: Eukaryota; Metazoa; Arthropoda; Insecta; Coleoptera; Chrysomelidae
Source: the annotation of a GenBank genome assembly
CUUAACCAACUGACUGUCGCGCGUACCACUUCGCUACUUUUAUCGACAAUGUCAUACCUCACCCACUUGAAAUGGAUCCAUACCGCUGCGAACGAAAUUAGGGCUGUCACGGAUAUGUACUACCGCUCAACAAGACACAUUGUUUUAAGAACAACAAUGUGCAUAACCAAUAACGGAAGACAUUUUGAACAGCUUCUGUAACAUUAAACAUGUCCAGACUCUCU